Molecule: messenger RNA, 2414 nt
Organism: Vigna umbellata (rice bean)
Lineage: Eukaryota; Viridiplantae; Streptophyta; Magnoliopsida; Fabales; Fabaceae
Biological process (GO): positive regulation of growth
Source: RefSeq, a predicted model, not a curated record
CAUUCAUACACAUACAUACACUCGCUUUCUCUGCAAUUUCGUCUUCUUGUCCUUUCACUGCACAACUUCCCUAUACUUCCAUUUCUCUCUCUUUCUUUCUCUCUCUUUCUCUCUCUCACAGCUCAACGAUUUUUCUCCAAGCCCAAGUCUUCCUUUUUUUUCUUUUGAUCGAGCUAUGACCAAGGACUUGUCUUAAAGAGCAUUUUUUUACAAUUCAUAGGUAAGCAAUGGUUGGUGCAUCGUGGUUUCGAACUCUAUGGAAGAAUCAACGGAAGGACGAUGCUCAUUCUGAGAAGGCAGUGCUUGGAGUAUUAGCAUUUGAAGUCGCAAGCUUAAUGUCCAAGCUUGUUAACUUGUGGCAGUCUUUGAGUGAUAAACAGGUUGCUAAGUUGAGAGAAGAGAUAACAAAUUCAGUGGGUAUCAGAAAGCUUGUUUCGGAAGAUGAGAAUUUCAUUGUACGUUUAAUCAGUCUGGAGAUGCUUGAGAAUAUGGCACACGUGGCUGAAUCUGUGGCUAGGCUAGGGAAAAAGUGCAGUGAUCAAAGUUUGAAAGAUUUUGAGAAUGCCUUUGAUGUAUUUAUCACUUUUGGUUUAGAUCCAAAUCGUUGGGAGUUCACUUCCAGAAAAAUGGAAAAAAAGGUAAGAAGGAUGGAAAAGUUCAUAUCAACUAAUGCAACUUUGUACCAAGAGAUGGAACUGCUAGCUGAUCUCGAGCAAACUCUUGGAAGAAUGAAGGCUUACACCGAGUCAGAUGGACCAAAUUUAAUUGACUAUCAAAAGAAGGUUGCCUGGAAGAGGCUGGAGGUGAAGAACUUAAAGGCUAGUUCUCUGUGGAACAGAACAUAUGAUUACACGGUGAAUAUUUUAGCAAGAUCUCUAUUUACAAUAUUCAGAAGGAUCAACAAUGUAUUUGGCAUUCAAGAGAUAAUAGAUGUUGGUAAAAUCAAGAAUCGAAGUGCUUUGAAUUCUGAUCACGCUGAUGGUAGUCGUUCAGUUUCUGAAUUAUUGCAACCUUCAGUCCAACCCUCCAGCAAAGCUCGGCCCACAUUUGCUUCGGGACCUCUUGGCGCGUUUGCUGCUACAUCUCGUCCAAAUGGUCGAACAAAUAAAGCUACCAUGUUUCCUUUAGAUGCUGGAGACUCGUCCACAAAGCCAGGGCUAAGUUCAGUAAAGAAUAGAAGUGUCAGAUUUUUCUCAGGUCCUCUUGGAAGAAAUUCAAAAAAGCCUGUCCCAGAUAAUGGAACAAAUAAAAGCAGCAAGAUUUGGAACUUAAAUGGGCACUCAACUGCUGUUAGUGGGAAGGAAAUUAAUGCAAGACAUAGUCGACUGACUCAAGUAGAACCUUUCAAAGGAUCUAUACUGGCCGACAGUUCUUUGGUCACUGAUAGCCACUCAAGCCCAAAUGAUGUUCUUUUAGCAUCACAAAAUCCCAAUGACCCUAAGGCAAACCUUGUUACUCCUAGAAAAGAGGGUCAUAGCCCUCAAUCAACUUUCCAUUACCUAUGCAGGUUAAAGCCUCCAUCUGAAUCCCUUGGUGCUGCUUCUUUAGCCCUGCACUAUGCAAAUGUAAUCAUCAUGAUUGAGAAACUGGCAACAUCUCCUUACUUGAUUGGUCUUGAUGCAAGAGAUGAUCUGUACAACAUGUUACCGAGACGUGUAAGAGUUGCUAUUAGCAGCAAACUGAAGCCAUAUUCCAAGGCCAUGGCUUCAGCAGUGUAUGAUGCAGGUCUAGCGGAAGAAUGGAACGAAGCAAUGACCGGUAUAUUAGAAUGGUUAGCCCCGCUUGCUCACAACAUGCUAAGAUGGCAAUCUGAGAGAAGUUAUGAGCAACAUUGCUUUGUUUCCCGGACAAAUGUGCUGCUGGUACAAACCCUUUACUUUGCAAAUCAAGAAAAAACGGAAUCAAUAAUAACUGAGCUUCUUGUGGGUCUGAACUAUGUGUGGAGAUAUGCUAGGGAGCUCAAUAAAAAAGCUCUGCUAGACUGUGGCCAUGGUGGGGUAGAUAAUGGAUAUUCCCAACUGAAUCUAUAAGCACUUUUAAGUCAAGUUCGUCGCAGGAUUCAUUUUUCAACAAAAGUGCAGUCCCUGCAAUUGAUUUGGAUGAAUCUUUUCAGGGAGACAAAUCUUCUGGCUUCUUAGAUCUCAGUGAAUGUGAAACAGGUGCCCUGGAGCUCGAGAGAAAUACCCACAUACGCUGGUUUAUUGUGUCAGAAAUGCAUUCUUGGUGAGAAAUGUUCAUUUUAAAUAUUCAGUAUUAUUUUUCUUUGAGGAGAUCUUGCUGAUUUAACUUGGAUCGCAUAUCUCAUCUUUGAAUAGUUGUCCUAUGGGUGCAUAUUUAUGAGCUUUAUAUGUAUUAAAUGUAUAGUUUUUAUCAGCCGGGAUAUUUCUAUGUUGAUAUCUGUUGAAUUCUAUAAA